Molecule: messenger RNA, 561 nt
Organism: Henningerozyma blattae CBS 6284
Lineage: Eukaryota; Fungi; Ascomycota; Saccharomycetes; Saccharomycetales; Saccharomycetaceae
Gene: ICS2
Product: Ics2p
Exons: 1
Coding region: 1-561 (186 amino acids)
Source: RefSeq, a predicted model, not a curated record
AUGGACAAUAUCAACGACUCUUUUAAAUCUUUCAACUUCCCUCCAAGAGAAUUCUCUACUCCUCGCAAACCUUCUUGCAAAGAACCUUUAAAUUUCGAAAAUACUUCUCCUAAAUCUUCCUUGGGACCUCUUUUCGAUACUAACUGCAUUUCUACUCCUCAUACUCCAUUGUCCCCCACAACUUCACCCUUCGAUAAUAGAAGACGGUCAAGUGUUCAUCGCAAGAGUAAUGCCAUUUCGUUUUCAUCACCAAGACAAUUCAAGAGCUCGUUCUCCAUGGGACCCGCAAGAUCACGAGACUCCUACUCGAUCGACGAUAUAAUCUCCAAUACAAGAGAACAGAUUAGAAGAAACAGUACCAAUUCUAACCAUCACAUCUCCACAUUGGACGAAUUCUUGGAGAUUAAUAAUCUUAAAUCAACCGAUAUCUCUCCCAAGGGUUCUGUCCAUCAUGCAAGCUCGAACGCCAAUGCAAACGCAAACACCAAAGUCUUUGCAUCUUGCCCAGAAUCCGGCGACUUGCCUCCUCCCAUAAUUGACUUAGACAUUAUCAACUACUAA